CAUGCGCAAUGAGAGGAGUCCUUGGCUUGUCGGCCCGCUGUAGGUUACUGAAGCCGUGAGGGGACGCAGACAAAAUGCAGAGCUGGACUCAGAUAUAUCGCUCUCUGGCCACGCGGAGCCACCAGCUUCCCUGCAAACUGCACGGAGCUACGGCUGUGUCCGUCAGAACCUACGCAGACAAAGCAGCAAUCGAUGCAGACGUCACAGUGGUGGGCUCCGGUCCCGGAGGCUACGUCGCUGCUAUCAAAGCUGCACAGCUCGGCUUCAAGACAGUUUGUGUGGAGAAAAAUAUCACGCUGGGCGGGACAUGUCUGAACGUCGGCUGCAUCCCCUCAAAGGCUCUCCUGAACAACUCCUACUUGUACCACAUGGCUCACGGCAAAGACUUUGAAAGCAGAGGCAUCGAAAUUACAGGCAUCUCGUUGAACCUGGAGAAGAUGAUGGCGCAGAAGAGCGGGGCGGUCAAAGCGCUGACUGGAGGAAUUGCACAUUUAUUCAAACAGAACAAAGUGACCCACGUUAACGGUUUUGGGAGGGUGACGGGUAAGAACCAGGUGACAGCCACCACAGCAGAUGGCAGCGAGCAGGUCAUCAACACCAAGAACAUCCUCAUCGCCACCGGCUCCGAGGUCACGCCUUUCCCCGGCAUCCAGAUCGACGAGGACACCGUGGUGUCGUCCACAGGAGCGCUGUCUCUGAAGAAAGUCCCCGAGGAGAUGAUCGUGAUCGGAGCGGGAGUCAUCGGAGUGGAGCUGGGGUCAGUGUGGCAGCGUCUGGGCUCUAAAGUCACAGCCGUGGAGUUCCUUGGCCACGUGGGCGGCAUGGGCAUCGACAUGGAGAUGUCUAAGACCUUCCAGCGCAUCCUGCAGAAACAAGGUGUCAAGUUCAAGCUUGGCACCAAAGUGAUGGGCGCCACCAAGAGGCCCGACGGCAAGAUCGAUGUGGCAGUGGAGGCGGCGGCCGGAGGGAAGAACGAGACGCUGACGUGUGAUGUGCUGCUGGUCUGUAUCGGCAGACGGCCGUUCACACAGAACCUGGGUCUGGACUCUGUCGGUAUCGAGGUGGACAACAGAGGUCGCAUCCCUGUCAACAGCCGCUUCCAGACCAAAGUACCCAGCAUCUUCGCAAUCGGAGACGUGGUCGCCGGGCCGAUGUUGGCGCACAAGGCCGAGGAUGAGGGCAUCAUCUGUGUGGAGGGCAUGGCGGGUGGUGCCGUGCACAUCGACUACAACUGUGUUCCCUCCGUCAUCUACACACACCCCGAGGUGGCGUGGGUCGGCAAGACAGAGGAGCAGCUCAAAGAGGAGGGCGUCCCGUACAGUGGCAAGUUCCCCUUUGCGGCCAACAGCCGAGCCAAGACCAACGCCGACACUGACGGCAUGGUGAAGAUCCUCAGCCACAAGGAGACGGACAGGAUGCUGGGAGCUCACAUCGUCGGAACGGGGGCAGGAGAGAUGAUCAAUGAAGCUGCUUUGGCCAUGGAGUACGGCGCUUCCUGUGAGGACAUUGCCAGAGUGUGCCACGCCCAUCCUACUGUGUCGGAGGCCUUCAGAGAAGCAAACCUCGCCGCCUCCUUCGGCAAAGCCAUCAACUUCUGAUCCGUCAGCCGCUGUCGCACCUUCAGUGUACAUAAUGGAGGAGGAACAGGAAGCAGUGUGUGUCCAAACAUUCAUGCACCUUCACCGGAGUCCUCUGUGUACAUCCCGACUGUACCACAUUUAGUUCUACUGUUAUUUAAAUGUUCUAAAUAAAAUGAUUAAAGGGGGAACUUGGCGCUAAAUAAACACUGACCUGGCUGCA
This is a messenger RNA of Labrus bergylta (ballan wrasse), 1800 nucleotides long. RefSeq names its product dihydrolipoamide dehydrogenase (gene dldh). Gene Ontology annotation, cellular component: oxoglutarate dehydrogenase complex; mitochondrion. The record is from RefSeq and is a predicted model, not a curated record. Lineage: Eukaryota; Metazoa; Chordata; Actinopteri; Labriformes; Labridae. Gene Ontology annotation, molecular function: dihydrolipoyl dehydrogenase (NADH) activity; flavin adenine dinucleotide binding.